Camelus dromedarius (Arabian camel) is the source of this 2138-nucleotide messenger RNA. It is a transcript of the gene B4GALNT1, whose product is annotated as beta-1,4-N-acetyl-galactosaminyltransferase 1. Gene Ontology annotation, molecular function: acetylgalactosaminyltransferase activity. The record is from RefSeq and is a predicted model, not a curated record. Bases 391 to 1992 code for a protein of 533 amino acids. NCBI's taxonomy places the organism in Eukaryota, Metazoa, Chordata, Mammalia, Artiodactyla, Camelidae. Gene Ontology annotation, cellular component: Golgi membrane. The transcript has 11 exons. Gene Ontology annotation, biological process: ganglioside biosynthetic process.
CCGCAGCCAGCCCGGAGCCUCCCCGCGCGGCGCCGCGAUCUGAAGAGCCGGGCGGCGGCCCGAGACCUCCGGGCCCGGCAAGUGGGACAGGGUGCGGGGGAGCCUCGGCUUUGUUCCUGGGGUCGGGGUGUGGCGGUUUCUCGACUCCGACCCCCACCCCCGCAGGAAACGCCCAGAACCACCCUAGAGCCGCGAUCUACAAAGCCCAGCGAUCCCGAAGGCGGGAGGGGUCAGGCGUGCUCCGGAGGCAGGAGGAUCCCCCUCGCUCUCAGGCUCACGCCCGGCUCCUCAUCAGGCCACCUCCAGCCCCAUGAGGACCCCCGGGCCGGGGCUGAGAGCCUGGCGCAGCCUGGACCGAAAUCUUGCGGCGGCCUUAGAGCGUUAGACAGGAUGCGGCUGGGCCGCCGGGCCCUCUGUGUGCUGGUCGUGCUGCUCGCCUGUGCCUCGCUGGGGCUCCUGUACGCGAGCACCCGGGAAGCGCCGGGCCUCCGGGCACCUCCUGCCCUGUGGACGCCCCUGCAGGGCCUCCCCAGGCCAGAACUGCCAGGUCUUGUCCCCGAGCCCCGCUAUGCACACAUCCCAGUCAGGAUCAAGGAGCAAGUGGUUGGGCUGCUGUCUGCAAACAACUGCAGCUGUGAGUCCAGUGGAGGAAGCCUUCACCUCCCCUUCCAGAGGCAGGUCCGAGGCAUUGACCUCACCAAGGCCUUUGACCCUGAGGAGCUGAGGGCUGCCUCUGCCUCAAGGGAGCAGGAAUUUCAGGCCUUCCUUUCAAGGAGCCAGUCUGCUGCCGACCAGCUGCUCAUAGCCCCUGCUAACUCCCCACUACAGUACCCGCUGCAGGGCGUGGAGGUCCAGCCCCUCAGGAGCAUCCUGGUGCCAGGCCUGAGCCUGCAGGCCGCUUCAGUUCAAGAGGUAUACCAGGUGAACCUGACUGCCUCCUUGGGCACCUGGGACGUGGCAGGGGAAGUGACUGGAGUGACUCUCACUGGAGAGGGGCAGCCAGAUCUCACCCUUGCCAGCCCAGGGCUGGACCAACUCAAUCGGCAGCUGCAACUGGUCACUUAUAGCAGCCGAAGCUACCAGGCAAACACAGCAGACACAGUCCGGUUCUCCACCGAAGGGCAUGAAGCUGCCUUCACCAUCCGCAUAAGACACCCCCCCAACCCUCGGCUGUACCCACCUGGGUCUCUACCCCAGGGAGCCCAGUACAACAUCAGCGCUCUGGUCACCAUUGCCACUAAGACCUUCCUUCGUUACAAUCGGCUACGAGCACUCAUCGCCAGCAUCCGCCGCUUCUAUCCGACGGUCACAGUGGUCAUCGCCGACGACAGCGACAAGCCAGAGAGCAUUAGCGGCCCCCACAUUGAGCACUAUCUUAUGCCUUUUGGCAAGGGCUGGUUCGCAGGCCGGAACCUGGCUGUAUCUCAAGUAACCACCAAGUACGUGCUGUGGGUGGACGACGACUUCAUCUUCACGGCGCGGACGCGGCUGGAGAGGCUUGUGGACGUGCUGGAGCGGACACCGUUGGACCUGGUGGGCGGCGCAGUGCGCGAGAUCUCCGGCUUCGCCACCACCUACCGGCAGCUGCUGAGCGUGGAGCCGGGCGCUCCAGGCCGCGGGAACUGCCUCCGGCAGAGGCGCGGCUUCCACCACGAGCUCGUCGGCUUCCCAGACUGCGUGGUCACAGACGGCGUGGUCAACUUUUUCCUGGCGCGGACCGACAAGGUGCGCGAGGUCGGCUUCGACCCGCGCUUCAGCCGCGUGGCGCACCUAGAAUUCUUCCUGGAUGGACUUGGUUCUCUUCAGGUGGGCUCCUGCUCAGACGUCGUUGUGGAUCAUGCAUCCAAGUUGAAGUUGCCUUGGACAUCAAGGGAUGCUGGGGCAGAGACUUAUGCCCGGUACCGUUACCCGGGAUCACUAGAUGAAAGUCAAGUGGCCAAACACCGCCUGCUCUUCUUCAAACAUCGGCUCCAGUGCAUGACCUCAGAGUGAUGGCCACCCUUGGCCUUCCAACUGUCAGGCUGGGCCUGCCUCCUUGUCCCUGCCAGGAUUUCUAGCAAACCCCACCGGCCAGUGACCACUCCACUGACUGUCCCCAGUCUCCUUCAGAACUUGAUCCCAAAUAGGGGCUUGUCCUG